GGGCUGUUGGGCAUGCGCAGUGUGCUCCGGUUUGGGCAGGGCGCGGAUCGCGCGCGGUGAAUGAAGAGGAGGGCACCGGAGCGGCGGCCUGCUGUUUCUAUGGUGAAGAUGGCGGCGCCUGUGCUGAGCGGCCGGAGCGGAUCAGCGAGCAGCAGCAGCAGCCCGACUGCUGCAGCCAACAACACCAUCAACAACCGGCUCGUCUGCGCACCGGAGCUCGAUUUCAGGUCCGGAAGCAGGAUGGACGAACUGAACCGAUUCAUCCAAGAAUUCAGCAAACACGAUCAGCGCGAAUACGACGACCAGCGCGCACUGGAGAUCCACACGGCCAAGGACUUCAUCUUCUCCAUGCUCGGUAUGGUGCAGAAGCUCGACCAGAAGUUGCCGGUUGCUAACGAGUACCUGCUGUUGUCGGGUGGAGUUCGUGAUGGUGUCGUGGACAUGGAUCUGGACAAACUGGGAGUGUAUAACCGUGGCUCAGACUUUGACAUGGCCUUCACGUUGCUGGUGCCUGCGCUGAAGCUGCAUGACCGCAACCAGCCCGUCACCCUGGACAUGCGCCACUCAGCACUGGGUCAUUCCUGGCUCAGCCUGCGGUUAUUUGACGAAGGCACCAUUACACGCUGGAGGGACUGCUGCAUGAUGGCGGACCACAUAAACGGCACCACAAACUACUUCUUUUCGCCCACACUGGUGGCCGACUGGUUCCAGGAAGCGGUGGCGCUGGUGCUGGCCGAGGUGCAGCGAAAGCCGCAGCGAGGAAUGCCGAGGGUGGAACGGGUGGAGCGCCACAGCACGCUUCUCUCAAUGAUCCUUGGAGUGGGCAGCAGCCGUAUGCUGUAUGACAUUGUACCGGUGGUGUCAUUCAAAGGUUGGCCUGCGGUUGCUCAAAGCUGGCUAAUGGAGAAUCACUUCUGGGAUGGGAAGAUCACAGAAGAGGAGGUCAUAAGUGGUUUCUACUUGCUUCCCGCUUGUUCGGUUUCCGGUCGAAGGGAAAAUGAAUGGCGGCUAUCCUUCGCCCGCAGUGAGGUUCAGCUAAAGAAGUGCAUCUCACCAGGUCUAAUGCAAGCAUACCAAGCCUGUAAAGCCAUUAUUGUCAAGAUGUUUGCCCAACCUAUGGCUGUUGGGCCCUACCACUUGCGCAGCAUAAUGCUAUGGGCCUGUGACCGCUUGCCAGCAAACUACUUGGCACAAGAAGACUUUGCUGCUCAUUUUUUGCUGGGUCUUAUCGAUGACCUGCAGCACUGCCUCGUCAACAAGUGCUGCCCCAAUUAUUUCAUCCCACAGUGCAACAUGUUUGAGCACCUGUGCGACGACACGGUGAUGUUUCACGCACGCAAACUGGCACUGGUUCGCUCUGACCCGGCCGAACACCUUCGUGCUACCAUUGAUCAAGCAAAGAGUGCCAACCGCUUGACCCAAGAAAUGCAGAGGCGUGGAAGUUCCUCUGGCCUGCCUUCACCACAAACCGAUGCUUCCUCUUCUGAUCACCAACAACCUGAUGACCGGCUAGCUAAAAAACUCCAGCAAUUGGUCACAGAGAACCCAGGAAAGUCCAUUUCAGUGUUUAUCAACCCAGAUGAUGUCUCACGACCACACUUCCGCAUCGACGAUAAGUUCUUCUAAGACCCAGGGAACCUUUCCAUGCAGUCAUCUGAAGCGGUAUUGAAGGAAACCUAUCUGUUACGCAGAGAUCCGACGUGCAGUGUGGUGUUGGAGAAUGUUCUCUGGUAGAAGCGCAGACUGAAAGCGUGGCCAAACCAACAUCUAAAGCCUUCUGGAAGUAGAGAACUCGUAAUAAUUUUGUCUGAUGUGUACAUGGACAUUUAAAACUGCUGUGCACAUCCUAAUGCAUUGUAAAUGAAAAUGUCUUUUUUUUGCCAUGUCCAGGCAAGAAUUUUGCCGCAGCAGCUGGAAAUACUGUAAACAACACCCACGAUAGCGAAUACUGAAGAAGUCUAGAGACGACGAAUAACGAAUCAAAAUCCUGUCUUUCCUAGUUAGUCCUUCAAAAGCUUUCUAUCAUGUUCGUUCUUAUCGUGUUACUUUUAUGGACGAACACUUUACAAAAAAGUUUCAAAACAAUGAUAUGUAAAAAAAAAAGGGCCAUUUUUUUUAUAUAUCUGGCUAAUGGAGAACACUCAAAAUACAACUUUAAGUGCAAUUAAUGACAAGUACAAUUACAGCAAGAGGCUUUUAUACAAGCUGUAUGUUGCCAGUCAGAAGAAUGCAACUUUACUAUGUGUCUGCUGUGUAAGAUUCCAAAGCACCGCUGCUAUCAAAAAUGUAAGAAAGUUCAUUUUUAAAAUCAUUUAACUUUUUAAAAUUGCCGCCAACAAUUUUGACUAACCAUCGUAAUCAAAUCCAAACGUGCAUAUUGUAAAGAAACGUAUCAUUCGUCCUAAAGCGAGGAGGUUUCAAUGAUGAGAAGUUCUAGUUUCUCCAGAAUUGUUUCACUUGUAAAGAAGAAAAAAAAAAAAGAUUGUAUUUGAAUGUUUUUGAUGUUGUGAACAAAAUCUGUCUUUUAGUUUUGCACUAAAGUGACUGGAACCUGCACGUUACAAACAGCAGCGGCUCGUAGCGGUAGAAGUCGUUAAUAACGAAAAGGCAGAGAGUCAAGAGGCUAUCGUGCUUGAUUUGCUAUGCUAUGCUGUAGGCUAACGGAUUUUAAUAGUAACCUCAUUACAGGCAGUUUGAGAGUCCACAUUGUCAUACAGAAUACAGUCGAAUAGUUUGUUUCAAUAUGGCAUGUGUGUUUCCAGUUGAUGGUGUGCAAUGCUGUGAUGUAAGAGAUAUCAGGGUUGCCAGGUUUCACAAAACCUUCCAACUACAUUUUAAGAAUCUGGGCCCUUGAGCAAGGCCCUAAACCCUGUCUUCUCCAAUGGUGCUGUAUCAUGGCUGAACCUUUGCUCUGACCCCUACCUCCAAAGUUGGGAUAUGCGAAGAAAGAACUUCUUUUUGAAAUGUAGCUGUGACAAAUAAAGGAUUUAAAAAAAGAAGUUAAUCAAACAGGUGGAAUCAGGUGUGGCUCCUGUUUGAAUGGAAUAAAAACUCACACCCGCAUCAGCUCUUUGCGUAUAAGAGUUUUCCUUUGUUUGUGGAAAUAAAACAUUUUGGCAGACGGAUUUCUGCGCAACCCUGGCAACCCUGGCAUUACUUUCAUCACUAGCGCUCGUUGCAGUUCCCAUUUGUGGCCACUAGGUGUGCUAAUAACUCCAAACGGACCACUCAGAGCUACACGCUCUAAUUAACAUAAAAUCGAUUAACAUCUUUCGAUUAGUGACAUUCCUUUUAAAUAAUUAGUCACUUAAAAUAGCUGAUUAGUAUUUCAGUGAUUUUUAAAGUUUCCGUUAUCUACGGAUGAGCCGCUGCUGCAUGCAACCUUCGAACUAUAUCUAAUGAAGGAAACGAUUCCCUACAAGAGCAGCAGGAUUUCCCAUGUAGCCUAUUCACCAUCUUUUUAUGUUUUCUCAUUAAUAUAUAUAUAUAUAUCUGUAAAAGACUGAAAAACAUUAGAGCUAGAAUUCACAGACACAUGAUUAUGGGACCAAAACAUCUCAGUAUCGUUACACUGAUCACGUCACUUCCUGAUCUAUUAUUUAUAAAUAGUCUUAUUUUCCCGACACUGUCGCUCACGUGCUUGCUGUCUAACACCGUAUUAGAACGUGGCAGUUUGGAGGAGUCACGGAUUUUGCGUCGGUUUCAGUGUGCAUCGGUGUGCAAAUAUGGAAAGGUAAUAAACUUGCUUACCAGGGCAUAUAAUAACGCAA
Tachysurus vachellii is the source of this 3770-nucleotide messenger RNA. It is a transcript of the gene mb21d2, whose product is annotated as Mab-21 domain containing 2. The coding region runs from base 61 to 1626 and encodes 521 amino acids. The transcript has 2 exons. The record is from RefSeq and is a predicted model, not a curated record. NCBI's taxonomy places the organism in Eukaryota, Metazoa, Chordata, Actinopteri, Siluriformes, Bagridae.